UUUUUUUUGGUCGAAAGGCUCCUAAAAGUUCAGUACCGCAAAAAACCAGAGAAGCAAAAUAACUGUUCCUAAGCUACAGUACCACAAACCCUCCUAGUUAAGGCUCCUAAAAGUUCAGUACCACAAAAAACCAGAGAAGCAAAAUAAUAAAAACGAACUUGGGGGCUUUUUUCUCCAUCGCAGCGUCUUCUUCCUCCCAAAGUUGGCAGCUUUUGGUAUUUGUUGCAAACCUUAUGGGGAAGCACAAACCUGGGUAUCAAAGGAUUCAAAUCUGGAGUAAGCGGAACUGGAACUUUGUUUCUGAAGUGCUGGUUUGGCGAAUUAACUUUUUACAUAAGACGGCACAGUAGUGAAUGGAGUGAUGAUGAUGUGAGGGGUGGAAGAGAUAAGUACCGGCAGCAUAGAAGUAAAAGCGAGUCCAGGUCACACAGUCAUCUUGAGCAGGGUGAAAUUGAUUCCUCGGAUUCUGAUAGAGAUAAUAGAACAAAGAGACAAGGGAGACUGGAUGAUGACAAGGAUAGGGAACCGACAACGUGAAAGGGAUCCCAGUGAUAGAUGUGGAAGGUGGAGGGGUGAUCGUCAAGAUAGGGAUCGACACACUUCUGAUGAAAAUGGUGAGGUGGCAGAAGAAGACAGGGGUGGGCAAGAAAGAGGAAGGAAAAAUGAAAAUGGGAACAGACAACGUGAAAAUGCGAAUGGUGAUAGGGGGAGAGAAUAUAGAAGUUCUAAGGAUUAUGAGCGACUGAAGAGAUACCGAUAUGGGAGUGGACAUAGAAGGCGGGAGAAUGAGGAUGGUCGUAGAAACAGGGACAGGCAUUCACGUCACUACUCUGAGCGCAGGGAUGAAAGGGAAGAGCGUAGAACUUCAGAACGGAAAAGGGAUAAUACAGAUGAUGGUGGGCAAAGUAGGCAUAGAAACCGGGAUGAAGAUGGUGAGAUAAAGUAUCGCAGAAAUAAGGAGGUGAAUGAAAGACGAGAAGACAAUGAGCGAGAUGAUAGGAUGCUUGAGAACUCAAAACCUCAAGGACGGUCAACAUUGCAAGAGGGAAAUCUGAAUACUAAUGUGGCAAAUUUGGGAAAGAGUGGCGGGGUUUAUAUUCCGCCCUAUAAGUUGGCCCGAAUGAUGAAAGAGGUCGACGAAGAUAAAAGUAGCGUCGAGUAUCAGCGCUUGACAUGGGAUGCCCUCCGAAAGAGUAUCAAUGGGCUUUUGAACAAGGUCACUGCUACAAACAUUAAGAAUAUAAUUCCAGAAAUUUUUGCAGAGAAUCUCAUUCGUGGAAGAGGUCUCUUUUGUCAAUCCUGUUUGAAGUCACAGAUGGCAUAUCCAGGAUUUACAGACGUCUUUGCUGGCUUGGUUGCUGUUGUUAACACCAAGUUUCCUCAGGUUGGUGAACUUUUGUUGAGAAGAAUCGUCUUGCAGCUUAAGAGAGGAUUUAAGCCGAACGACAAGCCACAACUACUAGCUCCUGUCAAAUUUAUCGCGCAUCUUGUCAACCAAAAAGUGGCUCAUGAGAAUAUAGCAUUGGAAUUGCUCACUGUGCUGCUGGAGAAUCCUAUCGAUGAUGGUGUUGAAGUUGCUGUUGGCUUUGUCACAGAGUGUGGAUCAAUACUGCAAGACCUUUCACCUAAAGGGCUCCAAGGCAUCUUUGAGCGCUUUCGUGGAAUUCUUCAUGAAGGAAAAAUUGACAAACGAGUUCAGUGGAUGAUCGAAGGCUUAUUUGCAUUACGGAAAGCAAGGUUUCAGGGGCACCCAGCUGUUCGUCCAGAACUGGACCUUGUUGAGCAAGAAGACCAGUUAACUCAUGAUAUUUCUCUUCAAGAGGAGAUAAAUCCAGAAAUUACCCUUGAUAUUUUCGAGCCUGAUCCUGAUUUCAUUGAGAAUGAGAAGCGCUAUGAAGAUGUGAAGAAAACAAUUCUUGGUGAAUACUCUAAAGAUGAAGGUUCUGAUGCAGCUUCAGAUGGUGAGGAUGAUGAUGAUGAUGAGGAGUACGAGCAGCAAAUGAAAUUUAUAGGAGAUGAGACAGAUACGAAUCUUGUGAAUCUUCGAAGGACAAUAUAUCUGACUAUCAUGUCCAGUGUAGAUUUUGAGGAAGCAGGUCAUAAGCUCCUUAAGAUUAAGCUUGAGCCAGGCCAAGAGAUGGAGCUAUGUGUCAUGCUUUUGGAAUGUUGCAGUCAGGAGAGAACCUACCAACGCAAUUAUGGUCUCUUGGGAGGGUGGUUCUGCAUGAUCAACAGAAUCCACCAGGAAAAUUUUGAGAAAUGUUUUGUCCAACAGUAUUCAAUGAUUCACCGGCUUGAAACAAACAAGCUACGUAAUGUAGCUAAGUUUUUUGCGCAUUUACUCGGAACAGAUGCCCUUCCGUGGCAUUGCUUAGCCUAUAUACGGUUAACUGAAGAGGACACCACUGCUUCUUCUCGUAUUUUUAUCAAGAUCCUUUUCCAGGAAUUGUCAGAGCAUCUUGGUAUCCGUCUGCUUAAUGAGCGGUUGACUUAUCCUGCAAUGCAAGACUCCUACAAAUCUAUUUUCCCAAGGGAUAAUCCCAAGAACACCCGAUUUGCUAUUAACUUUUUCACAUCUAUUGGGCUUGGCGGCAUAACUGAGAACCUGCGUGGGUAUCUGAAGCACAUGCCACGCCUUAUUAUGCAACAACAAAAAGCAGCGUCAGAUGAAGAAUCCGACAGUUCUGGUUCAUUGGAUUCGGACUCGAACUCAGGGUCGGCUGGUUCCGAGUCAGAAUCAGAAUCAGAAUCAGAAUCGUCAAGCUCUGAAAGACGCAAGAAGAAACGUAGGAGGAGAAAUUAAUUUCUCUACUGCUGUUAUCUCUGUAUUCCUUGAAUUUCACAAAUUGUAAUAUACUGCCUGGAUUUGGUAUGGUGUGAAUUUUGGUUAUUGUCCCCAAGUGUAGGGAGAACAAAAA
Molecule: messenger RNA, 2918 nt
Organism: Rosa rugosa (rugosa rose)
Lineage: Eukaryota; Viridiplantae; Streptophyta; Magnoliopsida; Rosales; Rosaceae
Exons: 8
Coding region: 506-2803 (765 amino acids)
Biological process (GO): mRNA splicing, via spliceosome
Cellular component (GO): catalytic step 2 spliceosome
Molecular function (GO): RNA binding; protein binding
Source: RefSeq, a predicted model, not a curated record